Molecule: messenger RNA, 2791 nt
Organism: Mandrillus leucophaeus (drill)
Lineage: Eukaryota; Metazoa; Chordata; Mammalia; Primates; Cercopithecidae
Product: cytochrome b5 type B
Exons: 5
Coding region: 184-636 (150 amino acids)
Cellular component (GO): intracellular membrane-bounded organelle; mitochondrial outer membrane
Molecular function (GO): heme binding
Source: RefSeq, a predicted model, not a curated record
AACUGAGUCACUCGUUUCAUUGGUGAAAAGAAAACGAACCAGGCACUAUUCGGAAGUGUGAUUGGCUGUUGCUAGGAACCGUCUCAAGGCCUUAUGGGCCCUGGUUACGGAAGCCGAGGAAGGCUGAGAGCGGUCUCUCCAGGAAAGUAGUCGCGGAAUCUCAGUUAGCGGUGGGGAGGCGGUAUGUCCGGUUCAAUGGCGACUGCGGAAGCUAGCGGUAGCGAUGGGAAAGGGCAGGAAGUCGAGACCUCAGUCACCUAUUACCGAUUGGAGGAGGUGGCAAAGCGCAACUCCUUGAAGGAACUGUGGCUUGUGAUCCAUGGGCGAGUCUACGAUGUCACCCGCUUCCUCAACGAGCACCCUGGAGGAGAAGAGGUUCUGCUGGAACAAGCUGGUGUAGAUGCAAGUGAAAGCUUUGAAGAUGUAGGACACUCCUCUGAUGCCAGAGAAAUGCUAAAGCAGUACUAUAUUGGUGAUAUCCAUCCGAGUGACCUUAAACCUGAAAAUGGUAGCAAGGACCCUUCAAAACAUGAUACAUGCAAAAGUUGCUGGUCAUACUGGAUUUUACCCAUCAUAGGCGCUGUUCUCUUAGGUUUCCUGUACCGCUACUACACAUCGGAAAGCAAAUCCUCCUGAGGAGGCCUUGCUGAAGUUGGAAAGUGCAUCCAUUUUGGGGUGAAAACUAGAGACUUGCUUGGGGGCUGCAGAAGUGCCCUCUCCUCGAAUCCUGCCAGUUGCAUUCUUCCCCCUUGGAGCCAAGACGAUUGGCCAGACAUCCACCUCAGAUCUGGGACCAGUGUCCUCCAUCUCUCAGAGCCUUACUCCCAAAGUACCUGCUCACUGUUCUGUGUCAAAUGAUUGCCGGUGUUUCCUCUCUUCACUGGUUUCCAUGAGUACCCUUAUAUUUCAAAACUUCCUGUUCAUAAGUUAUAGUGACAUUGCUCUUUCGUAAAAAUGCCUGCUUUCCAAUACUUUGAUUGCACAUUAGACAUUCAUAACAGGGCGGCAGUCUAGUGUUGAAACUUUUAUUUUUUCAUUUUUCUUUUAAGUAAAUUUUUAAAAAAAUUUCUGAUUUAGGGCUGGGUGCGGUGGCUCAGGCCUGUAAUCCUAGCACUUUGGGAGGCCAAGGUGGGAAGAUCGUUUGAGGCCAAGAGUUUGAGACCAGCCUGGGCAACAUAGCGAGACUCUUACCUGUUUUAAAAAAAAAAAAUCUGAUUUAAUUCUGUUAUUUAUCAUAAGGGGUUUAAUUCCUGAAGUAAAGGUAUGCACCUAUUAAACUUAAAACUACCAAAUGAGUUUUGUUCCUUUUAUGUGCAUGAUAAAGCUACAAGGAAUGGUGUGGCCACCUCUUCCUCCCUUUCAAGCUAGGGCAGCAGGUAGCUCUUCCCACCCCCUGAGCCCAGCCCCUUCCCAAGUGGUGCUGGACAAAAAAACUACAUGGCCCUUUUAUGUCUUGGGGCUGGAAAGGGAGGGAUGAAUUGGGGUGAUAGAACCCUGAUGAAUUCAGAGUUAUCUUUCUUUAGAAAAAUAUUGAAAAACACUACUUCAGGAUAGGAGUUUAGAAAAAGCACCAAAGCUUUCACUUUGGUUUGGCACCAGUUUCUAACCAUCUGUUUUUUCUACCCUAGCUAUCUUUUAUUGGUAAAAUAUAAAUGUAUAAUUAUGUCUGUAGAGCUUUACCAAGGAUUUUCCCUCCUGUUUUGUUUGUUGAUUAGCAAAUUUUUGAUUCUCCAUUUUCCAAAAGUAAAAGACUCCAGCAUGGCCUUCUGUUUGCCCCGAGUAAAGUAACUUCCAUAGAAAAUGGUAUUUGAAAGUGAGAGUUCAUGACAAGAGCCCGUUUUCCAUUUCUUCUGUAUUUUACCUCCAUGACUCCAACUUGUGGGUUUGUUCUGUUUUUCCAUGAGAAUAAAAUACUGGCAGUUUUUUUCUCUGAUGUGUGUUCAUUGAGAAGUAGGUUACUAGAAUUAUGUUACUGUGUCUUAUUGGUUCAGUGAUGAUUUCUCUGGCAUAUUAGACUUUUUUUUUUCCCCCAUAGAAGCACCUGAGGAAAUAAAUAGUACACUGGCUGUUUUCUGCCAGCAACUGUGGUAAUUUUUCUCCCUGUCCUUUGAGAAUUGCUAGUCUGCUUCUGAGCCAUUGUCAUAUCCGGCAGGGAGCAGCUUGGUUCAAGAAGGACCAUAGAGGCUGCUCAGCAUCUCCUCCCUCCCUCCCAGCUUGCCAGGGAUUUGAUGAGACAGGAAACUGCCCAGCAAACCAGGGACUGCCCAUGCAAACUAUUUAAGAAAAAGUUCAACCCAGGUCUUGUAUCCUGUGAUUUAGCAGUUGAAUGAAUACAGAAUUCAUCAAAAUAAUAUUAACCUUGUACUUGCACACUUGGAUAUAUUUGGGAGUAAUUUUAGGAGAUUUCUGGCUGAGUUUUACAAAAUGUCAGGGAUAUGGGUUUAGUAAAACUUUUAUCUUUAGAAAAAUGUUCGUAUGCAUUAUAAGAUGCUACUUUUAAGACAAUAUUGAUAAAAACCUUGGUUAUUAUUUAACAACAGUGGUAUAACUUGAUGCUUCUCUAUUUAAAGGCAAGGAAGGAUUGGUAUAUGAUUGCCUGUAAUAAAUAAAUUACGUGAUUAUUGGAGUACAUUGGGGUAAAAGUAAAGAACAGAGGAGUAUUGAGGAGCUUGAAAUGGAACAUUCAAUCUAAAGCCAAGCCUGAAGAUAACUUGAAUCAGUUGUAAAAAUGUGUUGGCAAUGUCCAAAAUUGAAUGAAAAACAUCUGGCUUAUAAGCAAUGUUAGAGAACU